AUGCCAGAGGGCCCCUCAGUGAGGAAGUUCCAGCUGCUGACCUCCCCUUUUGUGGGGCAAGUGGUGGUCAAAGUGGGGGGAAGCACCCGGAAGAUCAACGUGAAUUACCUGAAUUCCCUGAGGCUCCAAGAUUCCCAGGUUCAUGGGAAGAAUUUAUACCUGGCAUUUGUGGCAUCUAAAGGUCCCUUAGGACCAACUGCAGGAGAAACAGGACUGCAAAGAGAGGCUGCUAGCGGAGCAAGUUCUGCCCAGGUUUGUGCUUCAGAGGAACAGCCUCAAGCUGAAGAGCUGCUGGAACUUCAGAACUCAAGAUCUGAACCUCCAGAUGGAGCAGAGGGUCCCAGCAAUUGGCUGCACUUCCACUUCGGUUUGUUUGGCAGCAUUCGGGCAAAUGAGUUCUCAAGAGCAAACAAAGCCAAUAAGAAGGGGGACUGGAAGGAUCCUGCACCCAGGCUGGUUCUGCCACUUCGAGAGCGGGGGUUCCGGUUUUUCUACAACUGCCGCAUGCAGUGGAUCUCCUCUCCACGGGCUGAUCCUGCUUCUGACAUCCUCUCCGUGGAAUUCCACCGUGGGCAGGCACUGGAUGCUCUCCGUGCACCCCGGCCCAUCUGCUACACCCUCUUAGACCAAAGAUAUUUUUCAGGGCUGGGCAACAUCAUUAAGAAUGAGAUCCUCUACCUGGCCAAGAUCCAUCCCUUAACCCCAGGCUCCCUCUUGGCUCUCUCGGAUCUGGAGCAGCUCCUCGACUGUGCUGUUCAGUUCAGCUCUGCCUGGCUGCACAGCAAGUUGAGGGGUGCAGGGCUGCACCCUCAGAUCUACCAGAAGGAGCAGUGUCCCCUGGGGCAUGCAGUGACAAAGGGAACCCUUGGGCCCUUAGGUGGCCUUAAGAGACUGACCUGGUGGUGUCCCCAGUGCCAGCCUGAGGUGCUGCCAGGGGAUGGGGAUCCCCCUCCUGUCACUGAGUGACCUGGCUCUCUG
Molecule: messenger RNA, 978 nt
Organism: Calypte anna (Anna's hummingbird)
Lineage: Eukaryota; Metazoa; Chordata; Aves; Apodiformes; Trochilidae
Gene: NEIL2
Product: nei like DNA glycosylase 2
Exons: 4
Coding region: 1-966 (321 amino acids)
Biological process (GO): base-excision repair
Cellular component (GO): nucleus
Molecular function (GO): DNA N-glycosylase activity; DNA-(apurinic or apyrimidinic site) endonuclease activity; damaged DNA binding
Source: RefSeq, a predicted model, not a curated record